Plasmodium cynomolgi strain B is the source of this 3306-nucleotide messenger RNA. RefSeq lists its product as hypothetical. The record is from RefSeq and is a predicted model, not a curated record. Bases 1 to 3306 code for a protein of 1101 amino acids. NCBI's taxonomy places the organism in Eukaryota, Apicomplexa, Aconoidasida, Haemosporida, Plasmodiidae. The transcript is spliced from 2 exons. Gene Ontology annotation, molecular function: protein binding.
AUGAAUGAAGAAUCCCCACAGGAACCAUUAAGUAUACCAGGUUACUACUACGAUAAGAAGAAAAAUCGCUAUUAUCUGAUAGACAAUGAAUUGAAAAAGAAAUUGAAGGAGGAAGAAUUUGAAAGACAAAUAAACAAUGCCAAGAGAAAAAAUCGCCAGACAAAUGUAGAAGGAAAAGAUUUGUCAAAUGUGAAACAUAACGACAAUCAAGGUCAUAUGUCUUUAGACAAUAAUGCAUGUUCCACAUUUAGUAAAGAAAAAAAUUUAGAACUAAUUAAUAAUGAGUUAAAUUCUUUAAAAAAAUGCAUUUCAAAAAAUCAAAAUAUUUUUAAUAUACUCAAGAGCAUCCGGAAUUUCCAUUUUCGAGAAAAUUCCAUUUUGAGUUUGCCGCCCAUUUUUAUUAACAGCGCUUCGUACCAGUAUAUUCACGUGGAAGAUUUGUGCGACCUUCAAUCGGAUAACACUUCAUCGUUCUGUCAUCCGGGGGGGGGAGGCAUGACAGCGCGCAGUGUACCCAACCCGAAUGUUCAAAAUGGUCUGGACGCUGUGAGUACUGUCCACAGCAUCAGCAGCUUGAACAAUCAAAUUGAGGACGCGAAUGACGAGAGCGACGAGAAUGACAGGGACGACACGGAUGAGGAAGACGGCACUCGCUGCGUGCACGGAGUGAAUGACCCAAGAACGGGCCCUUUUCCAAACCCUAAAAGAAAUGAUACCAUGGAACUUACCGCCGCCGACAUUAGAUUCUUCAACGUGUGCCAGAAACUGAUAAGUGAAAAUAUGAUAAAAGGCAGGACAUAUUUGGACAUAAGCAAAAACGAACCAUUUUAUUCGUACCCAAAUUUUAGGAAACAAAGUGCAUAUACUAACUCACCAGAAGAGCAAACGAGAAGUUGCGCUAGUCGAAAGAAGAAAAAUUACUCCAACAAGAAAAUACAGCAAAUAAAAAAUGAAAAUCAUAUGUCCCCUGGAUGUGAUGGAACAGGGAGUAGUGGCCUGCUUAUUCCAAAGUUGUUCGGACGGACACACGAAAAGGUAAAUGCUCGUAGCAUGCAAAAUUUUAAGUCGAACAUCAUUAUAAAUAGGUACAGGGCUAAUUUUUACUAUUUUUAUCACAUUCCCAGUCGAACUUACGCUAACAGGCGUAGAAACAACAGUAGUGGGAGUCCGUUCCGUAAUGGGAGCAGUUCCUUUAAUGCUAGCAACAGCACUAGCAACAAUUUCAAUUACAGUUAUAGUCAUGUGCACAGAAAUAGGGACGAAUAUGACGACAUAAACGCAACAGUUGAUAUAGAUCAUGAUGUGCUCAGUCGACCAAUUUCUUCUACACAGAAUAAUGCCCUAUACAAUGGGAUGUUUCAAGAAAGAAGUGGACGCAGGAUUCAUGAAAUUAUGCCCGUUCGACAUUUAGAUGUAAAUACGAACGAAACCAGGAUUUUAAGAACGUACAAGCCAGCGGAGUCGUUUUUUCACCUAUUCAGUAAUCCACUUUAUGAAGAUUUUAUUUUUAGUACGACCAAGGAAAACAACUGUUCCUUCAGCUUAGGAGCUAUUGAUAUAAGGAACUUUAUUCAGAAAGAUAACAAGUCUCCACUAGAGGAUAUGAUUCAUGAAAACAUGUACUACAAUACAGACACAAAAUAUUUUUGCACGUAUUCUAAGGAGAACACUGAAUUGUUAUGCGUCUCUCCACAAAUAUUAUCUCAUUUUAGCAUUUUCAACUCUGAAUAUAUUGCCUACUCGUCCUACCCGAAUAUGAAGGAUGAAAAAAGCUUGCUAUGUAUGUUUAACAUCUGUUCUUUUUUUCAGCGUGAUCCAAAAAUAGUUACGUACAGUUUUGCGAGCGAAAUUAAUUAUUUUAAGCUGUUUCCAUCAGUUCAAGAUGGCUGUUACGCGGUUGAUAAUGGAAAUACAUGGGAAACUGCUAGCCAUAACAUGAAUGAGGGUUAUGCUUACCACCCUGAUAGCAAAAUUGAUAAAAUUUUUAUUUGCGGCAGUAACCCCUGCUUCAGUUUUAACACAAUAAAAAAUGAUGGAGUUCCGUAUUGCAUAUGGGAUAGCAAGAAAUUAAAAGUCCAUGACUUAUUACCCAUGAACGAAGAUUUAUCAUGUUAUUUGCACAAUAUUUUAAGCGGGAGUCAGCAUCCAUUUAGCAAUUUAAUUGGUGAUUAUGGCUUCCUAAAAAAGGAACGAUCCUUUCACGCGAAAAGGGCAAAAGAAAAACGAAAAGGCGAAAUGGGAAAUGAUGAAGAUGGGCAGGAAAUAGCGAACCUAAACGAAAGAAGAUCAUCCGUGGAUUAUCAUUACCAAAAUGACGCACAGAAAAAGGGUUAUAAUAAAAGGAAACAUCCUAGUAAAGAUCCAAAUGAGGAAAAUGACGAUCUGCACGUAAGCAAACAUGAAACGACAAAAAAUCGACAUGACCAUUUUGCAGACAAGUCAAAGCAUCAUCUGAACAACCGUUCGAAUAAGAACAACCACGGUCAAUACGCAUCUGCUGCACAUAACUCAAAUGAAAAAAUGAGAAACAAGCAUAGUAGUGGCACCCCCCAUAACUUCUACCCAUCAAAUGCGGCGAAGUACAAUGAUAAUAAAAAAAAAGGAAUAUGUUGUGAAAGUGUGAACAAAUCAAACAACAAUAUUUUUUUGUGUUGCAAUACAGAACAUAUAUAUUUGUGUGACUUGCGGUGUAAUUUUUUAAACACCAUUUCGAAACUGAAGCCAAAUGAAGGAUUCGUAAAUAAAAUAUACUCAUUAAGCAACAGCUUUCAGUAUAUAUUAUCAAAAACUAAUAAUCAUAUAGGACUGUACGACAUGCGGUAUGCCCCUUGUAAACAUAACGACGAGACAAAAAACAGUUUGGUAACCUCUUAUGAUAGAUUUAUAGAUAAUAGUAACCUGAGAAAACACCUAAACGAUUUUUACGUUAUAGACAAUGAACAGUUCCUAGUUUCUCUAGACACAUACACAAAUUCUGUUCAUAUAUAUGACAUUAUGAACACUAAAAACAGAAUCAUAAACUUGGAUGGGAAUUCUGAUUAUUCGAUAUACUCUAACAUACACGCUUACAAUAAUUUGUCAAGGAUACCCUACAUAUAUUCUUCUCAUAAAUACGAUGAUGCUUAUUAUCAUUACAAAAAAAAAAAAAGCACUGAAACGAAAGCAACGGAAAUUAAGCAUAUGAAUCAUUUUAGUCCAAUAAAAACGUAUCCACAAAAGGACCUAUUUAUAGGGUUAAAUGUUCAAUCCAUUUUACCCCUUUUUACGUUAAACAAAAAUAUACCAAGCAUAAUUUCAUUUCCAUAA